AUGAACAGAGCGGGGACUACGCUCCUACAAAAGACUGGUCAAAUUGAGCGCACUGUGGACAGAGAUUUCGCCGAUGAGGAGGCAAAGUACAAGACGUUAGUAGUCAUCCCCCCUUUCAGUGUCUUGUCUCUCGGAUAUGAGAAAGAAUGCCAGGCCCUGCAGAAAGAUAGCAAGGGGUAUCUCGAUGCUAUGCGGGCGAUGACUGCCGCGCAAGGUCGGCUUGCGGAUACGAUUGAUGUCUUCUACGGUGCAGCGGACAAGAAUUCGGAGGGCGCCAUGGCUGCGCAUGCGUACAAGCGUGCGGUGGAUGACCUUGACACUGGUGUGGGGAGGGAGUUGGAUGCGCCCUACAGGACGACCGUCAUGGAACCUCUCGGUAAAAUGAAUGCAUAUUUCCCUGUGGUGAAUGAGCAUAUUUCGAAACGCAACAAGAAGCUCUUAGACUACGAUUCUGCCCGUAGCCGGAUGAAUAAGCUCAUUCAGAAGCCAAGUGACGAUCCGACCAAGCUCCCAAAGGCACAGCAAGAGCACGACGAUGCCAAGGAGGUUUUCGAUAUGUUGAACGAACAGCUCAUCGCCGAGCUCCCUCAGUUGCUCGAUUUGCGUGUUCCAUUUUUUGAUCCCAGCUUUGAGGCGAUGAUUCGAAUGCAGUGCAAAUUUGCUGAAGAGGGUUAUGAGAAACUUAGCGGCGUUCAAAGAUACUUUGCUGAUAAUGUCCGAGACGACUACGCGGCAGGGCAGCUUGACGCACAGGUUGAGGGCGUUUUGCAGGAAAUGAAGGAGCUGACAAUCUGCGGUGCGAGUUAA
Molecule: messenger RNA, 807 nt
Organism: Fibroporia radiculosa
Lineage: Eukaryota; Fungi; Basidiomycota; Agaricomycetes; Polyporales; Fibroporiaceae
Exons: 9
Coding region: 1-807 (268 amino acids)
Biological process (GO): actin cortical patch localization; actin filament organization; endocytosis
Cellular component (GO): Rvs161p-Rvs167p complex; actin cortical patch; mating projection tip
Molecular function (GO): lipid binding; protein binding
Source: RefSeq, a predicted model, not a curated record